UUUUCGCGCGAGCGUGUGAAGUGAGACGGCGCGGCGUCUGUCAGCGUCUGCAGCCAGAGCGGAGCGAGCAUCGGAGGAAUACUGUAGAGAAAAUGCCCAUUGAAUACAAAAGGAGACCAACUUUUUUUGAAAUUUUUCAGGCGCGAUGCAGCACAGCAGAUUUAGGGCCAAUAAGCCUCAACUGGUUUGAAGAACUUUCUUCAGAAGCCCCACCGUAUAAUUUUGAACCUUCAGAAGAAUAUGACUGUAAACCCCACAGUUAUGAACCACAGCUGUUUAAAACACCACAGAGAAAGCCGCCUUACCAUCAGUUGGCUUCAACUCCAAUAAUAUUCAAAGAACAAGGUCAAACUCUACCACUAGACCAGUCGCCUUUCAACGAAUUAGGGAAGAAUGCUGCAAACAGUAAACAUAAAAACCACCGCCCAACGAAGGCCAAAGUGGGCCCCGUACUUGAUGUUGCCAGUCCGCCUCUGAGGUCUUGUCUCAGUGAAAGCCCUCUUCCUCUGCGACGCUCACAAGUUGUACCACAAAGAGAAAAGCCAGUAUUAUGUGGAAGUUUAUUUUCUACACCAAAAAUCGAGGAGGGUCAGACACCCAAACCCAUUUCUGAAAGUCUCGGAGUUGAGGUGGAUCCUGAUAUGUCUUGGUCAAGUUCAUUAGCUACACCACCAACCCUUAGUUCCACUGUGCUCAUAGCCCGAGAUGAGGAAGCACGAGGAAUUGUGUAUCCUGAAGACUCUCCUGCUAUUUUGAGAAGCUACUUUUCCAACCACAAUGAAAGUCUGAAAAAGAAUGAUAGAUCUCUUCCCUCUGUGACUGACAGUGAAAACAAAAGCCAGAGGCAAGCUUUUAGUCACGAAUUGGAGAAAAUGUUAGGGGAUUCAUCUGGCAAAACAAACAGCUUCAAAGAUUGCCUUCCAAAGACAGUGCCAAGUGUUGUAGAAGAUUGGGAGACAACUGCAGAAACUUCUGAAGAAGAUAGUUUCUCGUUAUGUUUUCCUAAGCAUAGAAGCAGAAAUCUACAAAAAAUGAGAAUGGGCAAGAGCAGGAAGAAAAUUUUCAGUGACGUCAGAACUGAUGAAUUAAGUGAAGAAGCUAGAAGAUGGGCUGGUGAGAAGCAGUCAUCUGCACUGGAUAAACCAAGCCACAGUGAUCCCUUAGAUCCAGAUGUGACAAGCCAGAAGCCCUGUGGCAGUGGAAAUGAGGAAAUCUGCAAGGAAGCUGUACAGUCUUCCUGCAGUGGAUGGUCUCAGCUAACCCUCUCUGGCCUGACUGGAACACAGAAGGGAAAAACACCUCUCCUGUGUAUUUCUUCUAAUAACCAGAGUAAUUCAGAAAAAGACUUCAUAGAUACGAAGAAAGAAGGUAUUGACUCUGUUGCUUCAGAAAACUCUUUACCUCAUAUUUCUGUUCUUCCGGAACCAGAAAAGGUGAUCAGUGAGAAAACUCUGGGAGAUAGGGCACAUGAAGGACAGCAUCUUGACUCACAUGAGGUCUCCAUUGCAGGAACUUGUCAAGCAGCCUGCCUGUUUCAGAGUGUUGGCAAGUCUGUGUUCAGAAUGAGAGAGCCACUUGAGGAGUGUCUGGGUACUGUUUUCUCAGAGAGUGAGACCAGCCUAGCCGCCACAGAAGAACCUGGCACCUCUGCCAGUGUGUUGGGAACGUGUGCUGUGUGCUCACAGACAGAACCUGGCGCCUCUGCCAUUGUAUUGGGAACCUGUGCUGUGUGCUCACAGACAGAAGAACCUGGCGCCUCUGGCAGUAUGUUGGGAACCUGUGCUGUGUGCUCACAGACAGAACCUGGUGCCUCUGUCAGUAUGUUGGGAACGUGUGCUGUGUGCUCACAGAUAGAGAAUUCAUUAUGUCCUGGUUCAGCUGACUCUGGAAGCUGGCCAACAACUCUCACUCACACUUCUGCAACUGGGAAAACUGCAGGUUUAAUAUCCACUCUAAAAAACAAAAGAAAAAAGUUUAUUUACUCCAUAAGUGAUGAUUCAUCUCAUCAAGGAACAGAAAUACUGGCAGGCAGAACGUCAGAGCUCACUAACCCUUCAGCACAGUUUGAUGCGCCAUUCACAUUUACAUAUGAGAAUUCAGGUUUAUCAGAUUCUUCUGUCAUAAGAAGCUCCUUACAGAAUGAUUCUGAAGAGCCAUCUUUGUCCUUGGCCAACUCUUUUGUGACUGCUUCCAAUAAAGAAAGUAGUCACACAAAUGCAUUGAUAUCUCAAGAUCUCAAUGACAAAGAAGACAUAGUCAGUGAAGAAAAACCAGGGCCAUAUACAGCACUAGAAACUGAUUGUCUGUCAUGCUUGCCUGAAAAACAAUGUGAAAAUGAAGAUCAGAAGAGCCCCAAAGUUUCAAAUGAAAAAGAAAGAAUCUUAGUCUCAGCCUGUCAUUCUGGAGGACAGCAUGCGGCAGCAGUGCAGCCCGGCAGCACUAGCUUUGAAUUACAGGAAGACCCCAUUGGUGGCCAUAACAGCACCAGUAUUCUUAAAGUAACUCCCAGCUCGAAGAUGCCUCUGUCAAAGCCAGUUGUGGUUUCCAGAGGAAAAGUGUGUAAAAUGCCAGAGAAACUGCAGUGUGAGUGUUGUAAAAAUAAUACUGAAUUAAGCAAAAACAUUCCUUUGGGGAAAAAUAAAAUAUGCGUCCUAAGUGAAAAUUCUAAAACCUCUGAGUUUCUGCCAUCUGGCAAAUAUGUGACCGAAGUGCCCCCUGCAGGGAAGUCUUGGUUCAGUAAGAACACAAACCUAGCAGUCAUAAAAAAGGACCGAGAAAAAAACACUUUUAUCUCAGAAGUAACAGUCAAUAUGAGUUCUGAAGAACUUUUCCCAGAAAAUGAGAAUAAUAUUGCCUUUCAAAUAACUCAUGAAAGUAAUAAGAUUGUUUUAGGAAGUACUGUGGAACUGCAGGAAGAAGACCUCAGCCAUGCAAAAGGGCCUGAUCUCCAGAAAUCUCCUACAGCAACAGCAAUAGAUGAAGACAUAGGUGAUGAGCAAGCAGCCCGUGUGUUAAUAACAAAAGACUCAGGUUCCUCAGCUUCAGUCCAUGAGUGUACAAAGAAGAGUAGAAGUGCCAUAGAGCAGCAUCUGAAAGGAACUGCAGACAAAGAUUUAAAAUUGAAAUCUUCCCUGGAUGUGAAGUCAGAUGGGAACAAUGACUAUACAGACAAAUGUUCAUGGUUUUUGGAUCCAGUCUUUAGCCAUAAUUUUGAAGGUGGCUUCAGAACAGCUUCCAAUAAAGAAAUAAAACUUUCAGAACAUAAUGUCAAGAAAAGUAAGAUGUUCUUCAAAGAUAUUGAAGACCAGUAUCCUACUAGUUUAGCUUGUAUCAACAUUGUUAAUGCCUUACCAUUAACAAACCAGAAGAGACUAAGUGAACCUUAUACAUUUGAUUUGCAGUCACUUACUACCGUGUCUGCCGCUUCUCAGAGUCGGGCAUCUGUUUCUUGUGAAGAUACUCACACAUCACCCCAGUUGUUAUCUUCAAAGCAAGAUUUUCAUUCGAACCACAGUUUAACACUCAGCCAAAAGGCAGAAAUUACAGAACUUUCUACUAUCUUGGAAGAAUCAGGAAGUCAGUUUGAAUUCACACAGUUCAGAAAGCCAAGCCAUGUAGCACAGAAUAAUGUCCCUGAUGAGCCUGGAAACCUGGUGGUUGCCAUAGAUAUCACUUCUGAGGAGCAGAAAGAUGUUGAUCCUCAUCUCACAAUGGAUUCCUCCUCUGUUGGUCACAUGGAUCACAGCAAGAAGUUUGAAGGUUCUGUUGGUGUUAAACAAAACUUUUCUUGCCUGUUGAAAGGCAAUUGUAACGAAAGUACAUCUUGUCUUUUAACAAAUGUAAAUGAAAUGGAGUUUGAAGGAUUUCGUUCAGCUCUUGGCACAAAGCUUAGUGUGUCCAAUGAGGCUUUACAAAAAGCUGUGAAACUGUUCAGUGACAUUGAAAAUAUUAGUAAGGAAACUUCUGCAAAAAUAGACCCAAGAGCUUUCUCUUCAAGUGCUGAUCAUGAUUCUGUUGCUUCGGUGUUUAAAAUAAAGAAACAAAACAGUAAUAAAAGUUUUGAUGAGAAAACUAGUAAGUGCCAAGUAACAUUGCAAAAUAAAGCUGAAAUGACUACUGGAGGUUUUGUUGGCAAAACUCCUGAAAAUUGUACAAGAAAUACAAAAUGUGAAGAUAAUUAUACUGGUUCUCAAAGAAGUACUUAUAAGUUAGAAAACUCUGAAAGUAGUAAACCAAGUACAGGGGUCACAGUUGAUAUUCAGAAGGAUGGCGGUGAUUUACCAUGUGCUGCUGAUCAAAGCAGUAAGUAUCCUGAGUCAUGUACCCAGUAUGUGAGGGAGGAAAACACACAAAUUAAGGAGUGUAUAUCAGAUUUAACAUGUUUGGAAGUCAUGAAAGCUGAGGAAACAUGCUGUAUUCAAUCUUCAGAUAAAGAACAAUUACCUUCUGGUAAGAUGGAGCAAAAUAUAAAAGAUUUUAAUGUAUUCUUUCAGACUGCAAGUGGGAAAAAUAUCAGAGUCUCUGAGGAGUCAUUAAGUAGUGCAAAUAUUUUAAAUCAAGAGACAGAUGAAUUGAUCAUCUUUUCAGAUCCUUUGAAUUCUAAAUUUCAUUGUGGCAUAAAUAAGAACAAAAUGGAUAUUUCAUGUCACAAGGAAACUACCAGUAUUAAAAAGGUAUUCAGAGAACAUUUUCCACUUGGGACUGACGGUCAGUUGCCAACUCUUCAGCAGCAUCAUGAAUGUGAAAUAGAAAGUACCAAAGAACCUACUCUGUUAAGUUUUCAUACAGCUAGCGGGAAAAAAGUCAAAUUACACAAGGACUCUUUGGACAAAGUAAAGAAUCUUUUUGAUGAGACAAAUAUGUUAGGAAAAACCACCAGUUUUAGUCAUCAAGGGUCAAAACCCUUGAAGGACAGAGAGAACUUCAAAGAAGGGCUUAUGUUAGCAUACGAAACAAAUGUUGAAAUCUCUGCCUCAAAGAGUAAAGAGAUGCAGAAGAGCUUUGUCUCUAAGGAGACUGGAGUGCCACCCAAGCAAAGUGAUCAUUUGUAUAGGCAGACUGAAAAUCUCAGAACAUCAAAGGGUACCUCUUCUAAUGAAGUAGAAAAAUGUUCUGCAACCUCCUGCAUUAGGCGGUUGUCCUCCUCAGUCACUGAAGACUGUGCUUUGGCAUGCGACACAGGGCACGGCAGGAAAAGCUGUGCCACUGAGUUUUCUCUACCCAAAGGCAGGAAACAGCUUAGAGAAGGACUGGGGGGUAAAUCUGCAGGAAAAAAUGCUGCCGAAACUGACUGUGUAAAGGGACACACCGAAGGCUGUGCUGGAAGUGCCUCAGACGAGCAUAGUUCAGACAGCGUUAGAAACGAAGUUGGUCCAAGCUGUGCGUCUGGAAAUCAGGCUUCAGCCCUCUCUAAGGACCCUGGCAUGUCUCGCAGCUGUCCAUCCCAGUCUGGUUUUUGUCACUCUGAUAACAUGCAUAAUGAUUCAGGGUAUUUCUCAAAAAAUAGAAUUGAUUCUGAUACUCAGCCAGAUAUGAAGAAUGCUGAAGACAGUGACCUUUUCCCCAAUGUGUCUGCUACAGAAGAAGUAAGUACAUACCCACAAACUGCAAAGGAAAAUACUUGUGUUCAGAAACUUGAGACUAACUCUUCACCCUGUGCAAAAGGGAGCGUAGCCAUUGAGAUGGGUACAGGAGAUUCCAGAAACUGUAAGGUAAGCUCACCUAUGGUCGUUACAUCUUAUUCACAAGAAGCUGUAAAAACAGUGAAAGAGAUGUUCACAGACAACAACGACGAGACAAUUAAACAAAACACGAAGAGUAAGCCAGACACUUGCCACACAAGCUGUCAUAAAGUAUUGGAUAAUUCACAGGAUUUUAUACGUCCUAGCUCUUUAGAUGACAGCUAUAUAAACUCACAGAGGACUUUUGUUUAUACCCAGAAAGAACAGAUUUUACAGCAUAAUAACCAAAGUAUGUCUGGACUGGAGAAAGCUCAAAUGCAACCUGUUAAUUUGGGAACUUGGGACACGUGUAAAUCUGUAAGGGAACUUCCCCAGGCAGCCUGUCCUUCACGCACUUACGGCAUUUUUAGCACAGCAAGUGGGAAAGCUGUGCAGGUAUCAGACGCUUCAUUAGAAAAGGCGAGGCGAGUGUUUUCUGAGAUGGAUGGUGGGGCCAAACCUUCCACGGUGCCCCUGGAAGGUAAUGAAGAGUCUGAGCACUCUGUGAGAAGCGAGCACUCUGUGGUGCAGAGCCCCGAGGGUGUGUUGUCACUCCCCAAAACCUUCACGAGCAAUAUCAGUUCAUCUGUAUUCUCUGGAUUUAGUACAGCAGGUGGGAAACGAGUCACAGUCUCAGAAAGUGCCUUACACAAGGUUAAAGGAAUGUUAGAGGAAUUUGAUUUGAUCAGAACUGAACAUACUCUCCAACAUCCACCUACAUCUGAAGAUGUAUCAAAAAUACCUCCUCAGUCUUGUGUUGAAAAGAGAACUCCAGAAUAUCCUGUCAACUCGAAACCACAGAAAACCUGCGAUGGUAAAGUAAGUCUACCAAAUAACUAUAGAGAACGUGGUUCUUUGGGCAAUAUUCACGCUGUUGAAGUUUUUCCCCAGCUCCCUCCACUUAAGGAAGACACACAGUUGGUAUUAGGAACCAAAGUGUCCCUUAAGAAGGCUUAUCUUCUGGAAAAAGAACAAACCUUACCUCAAACCAUAGAAGCAGAAACUGGUAAGAUGGGAGCUUCUGGUGUUCCUGUGAGAACAAAUGUAGGAGACGGUUGUACUUCCGCUAAAGAGCCGGAGAACUAUUUUGAAACAGAAGCAGUGGAGAUUGCCAAAGCUUUUAUGGAAGAUGAUGAGCUGACGGAUUCUGAUCCAAGUCAUGUCAAACACUCACUGUCUACCUACCCCCAAAACGAGGCUUUGUUCAGUUCGAGAACUAGGAAAAGAAGAGUGGCUGUUGAUGCAGUUGGACAACCGCCAAUCAAAAGAAGCCUAUUAAAUGAAUUUGACAGGGUAAUAGAAAAUAAAGGCAAAUCCUUAAAGCCUUUAAAAAGUGCUCCAGAUGGUAAAUUUGGCACAAUGAAAGACAGAAGAUUGUUCACGCACCACCACGUCUCUAGAGCCGUACUCUCUCCCCAGUACAGCUCAAGUAAAGAGAGGCGGGAAACUCAGAGGCCUCAUUUCACUGCACCGGCUCAAGGACGUCUGUCUAGAGGGCAUCCUGGGCAUUCGGCUCCGGAAAAACCUCCAAGCCAUCCUGCAGCUUCAUUCCUGCCAACUCACGAAAUUUCUGCUUCAAGAAAUGAGAGGGACAAGAGCUCAGCCGGCAGAUCCACCACAGUCUUCGUCCCACCUUUCAAGAGGAAAUGGCAGUUCCACAGAGAUGAACAUUGGAAUAGCAAGAGUAUCAGCGCGGGACGGAAACGAACCACAGGAGCAAUAAGAUGGGGACGGGUGGAGGAUGUGAAUGACAGUGAAUUCGCCAGUUUUAAUGCUAAUUUAAUGGCAAGCCUUCAGAAUUCCAGAGACCUACAGAGUAUGCGAAUUAAAAAGAAAGAAAGGCAUCAUCUCUGUCCACAGCCGGGCAGUCUGUAUCUCACAAAAUCAUCCACCCUGCCUCGGAUCUCUCUGCAGGCCGCAGUAAGAGGCCGUGUUCCUUCUGCGUGUUCUCAUAAGCAGCUUUAUAUGUAUGGCGUUUCUAAAGAGUGCAUGAACAUUAACAGCAAAAACGCUGAGCAUUUUCAGUUUGACAUGCAGAAUUACUUUGGUAAAGAAGAUGUGUGUGAUGGAAAGGGCAUUCAGUUAGCAGAUGGUGGAUGGCUGAUCCCCUCCAAUGAUGGGAAGGCUGGAAAAGAAGAAUUUUAUAGGGCUCUCUGUGACACUCCAGGUGUGGAUCCAAAGCUUAUUUCUAGUGCCUGGGUGUCUAAUCACUACCGGUGGAUUGUAUGGAAACUGGCAGCUAUGGAAUUUGCUUUUCCUAAAGAGUUUGCUAAUAGAUGCCUAAACCCAGAAAGAGUGCUGCUUCAACUAAAAUACAGAUACGAUGUGGAAAUCGACAACAGCAGCAGGUCGGCUCUCAAGAAGAUCCUGGAGAGGGAUGACACGGCCGCAAAAACACUCGUUCUCUGCGUUUCUGAUGUCCUUUCACCAAGCACAAGUGGACCCGAAGCCUCAGGCAGGGAAACUCGUGCAGAUCCCAAGAGUGUAGACGCUGUCGAGCUCACAGACGGGUGGUAUGCUGUCAAGGCCCAGCUAGACCCUCCACUUGUGGCUCUGGUAAAGAGCGGGAGACUGACUGUGGGUCAGAAGAUCAUUACCUAUGGGGCAGAGCUGGUGGGCUCCCCUGAUGCCUGUGCACCUCUGGAAGCCCCAGACUCUCUUAGGCUAAAGAUUUCUGCCAACAGCACACGGCCUGCUCGUUGGCACAGCAAGCUGGGGUUCUUUCGUGAUCCCAGGCCUUUCCCCCUGUUCUUAUCCUCACUGUUCAGUGAUGGAGGAAGUGUUGGCUGUGUGGACAUCAUUGUUCAGAGAGUGUACCCUUUACAGUGGGUGGAGAAGACAGCAUCUGGAUUGUACAUAUUUCGUAAUGAGAAAGAAGAGGCAAAGGAAGCAGUGAGAUUUGCAGGGGACCAGCAGAAGAAACUGGAGGACUUGUUCAACAAAAUCCAGGCAGAGUUUAAAGACCAUGAAGAAAACACAGCACAGCGGUGUGUGCUGUCCCGUGCACUCACAAGGCAGCAGGUCCAUGCUCUGCAGGAUGGUGCAGAGCUCUAUGCAGCAGUUCAGAGUGCUUCCGACCCCGAUCACCUUGAGGGUUGUUUCAGUGAAGAGCAGCUGAGAGCCUUGAACAACCACAGACAAAUGUUGAACGAUAAGAAACAAGCACAGAUCCAGUCAGAAUUCCGGAAGGCGUUGGAGUCCGCUGAGCUAGCGGAGGGCUUAUCAAGGGAUGUUACGACGGUGUGGAAGCUGCGUGUUACAAGCUACAAGAAAGAAGAAAAAUCAUCUCUGCUGAGUAUCUGGCGUCCUUCAGCAGACUUACACUCCCUGUUAACCGAGGGAAAGAGAUACAGAAUCUAUCAUCUUGCAGUAUCGCGAUCCAGGAGUAAAUUUGAACAAGCUAGCAUCCAGUUAACAGCUACGAAAAGAACUCAGUAUCAGCAGCUACCGGUUUCCCAGGAGACCUUACUCCAGGUUUACCAGCCCCGGGAGCCUCUUCACUUCAGCAGACUGUUGGAGCCAGCCUUUCAGCCUCCGUGCUCUGAAGUGGACCUCGUAGGAGUUGUUGUUUCUGUUGUAAAAGCAGUCGGUCUUGCUCCUUUGGUCUACCUGUCAGACGAGUGCCUUAAUUUAUUAGUGGUAAAGUUUGGGAUAGAUGUUAAUGAAGACAUAAAGCCACGUGUGCUAGUUUCUGCGAGCAACCUCCAGUGGCAUCCAGAAUCCAGAUCAGUAGUGCCGACUUUAUUUGCUGGGAAUUUUUCCGUAUUUUCCACCAGUCCAAAGGAGGUCUACUUUCAGGAGAGAGUCAACAGAAUGAAGCAAGCUAUUGGGGAUAUCGAUACAUUUUACAAGGAAGCAGAAAAGAAGCUUUUACAUCUGCUUAAUGGAGACAGUUCCAAGUGGUCCACCCCGACUAAAGACUCCACUCUGCUGGCUUCCACCUACCCUGCUUCAGAGCUCCUUGCUACAGGCAGUCAGUCAGUGAGGUUUUCACCUAACAGUGAGCAAAAUUAUCAAAGUCCUUUAUCACAUUGCACACCAAAAGAGAAGUCUACACCCCUGGCUCAGUCAGCCCAGAAGGCUUCAAAGUCUUGUAAUGGGGAGAGAGAAAUUGAUGACCCAAAGACCUGUAGAAAAAGAAGAGCCUUGGAUUUCCUGAGUCGGCUGCCCUUACCUCCCCCGGUGAGUCCCAUCUGUACCUUUGUCUCUCCGGCUGCACAGAAGGCUUUUCAGCCGCCACGGAGGUGUGGCACCAAAUAUGCAACACCUAAGAAGAAAAAAGAGCCCAGCUCCCCUCAGAGGACACUAUUUCAGAAGGCCAGUGGCGUUUCUCUUUUGGAAUAUGAUGAUUCAGUAGCUGAUGAAGAGCUUGCCUUGCUUAGUACCCCAGCCCUUUUACCUGGCUCAUCAGAAGGAAAUGAACAAGCAUUUCCUGGUGACUCCACAAGGACCCUUGCGCCCCAAGAACAAAAGGACCCCAGCUAGCACAGAGGCCAGACCCAGCAUGGAGGGCCCAGAUGCAGGAAGGAGUCUCAUCUCAGGGACUGCGGAGGUGACAACGGUGACGGAACAUUAGCUGUCGAGUCUUAGCUUCCCGGUUUGUAAAGUGUGUGCGGUUCCAAGCUGCACGUUUGUGAGACAAGACACAAAUGACAGCACAUGGCUGAAGGGUUUGUUUACUAUACAGAUGUUCUGCCUGGUUCUGUAUUUAUGCAACUAUUCAGAUGUCUAAAGCUGGCCAAUAGUAACUAACUUAAAGAUCUUUAAAUCUUUGUCAUUAGGUUUGAUCACUACAAGCAUAUUUUACAUGCAGAAUAAACAUACCUUUGCUUUUGUUUGUGUCAUUAACUAAUUAAAGCUGAGGUCUCUAAGCACUGUUACUUUACUAGAUAAUUUGUUUCAGUUUGGUUUCUUUCUGUUUUUAAGGUUUUCUAUAGGCAACUCCUAUGAAAUAAUGUCCUUCUGCUAGAGUUCCAUUCUGUCGGAUAAACAGACACGACAGUGGUGUCUACUUCUGGCCAGUUCUUUACCCUUGACAGCAAUAGGAACCUUCCGAGUCACUCCUUUCUAUAAUCUCUCAAAUGAUUCCAGCUAGAAAUCCAGCCAGGCAUAAUGAUGCACACCUGUCGUCCCUGCACAAGGUAGAGACAAAACUGGGAGUCCAGGUCAUCCUUCACUAACAGCAAGUUCAAGGCUGCCUGCUCUGUCACGCCUUCCCAACCACAGCGCCAUCUACGGGCAAAUGCUCUCACUGCGCUUCAGCCUUAAAG
This is a messenger RNA of Arvicola amphibius (Eurasian water vole), 10990 nucleotides long. RefSeq names its product BRCA2 DNA repair associated (gene Brca2). The record is from RefSeq and is a predicted model, not a curated record. Lineage: Eukaryota; Metazoa; Chordata; Mammalia; Rodentia; Cricetidae. Gene Ontology annotation, biological process: double-strand break repair via homologous recombination; regulation of DNA-templated transcription. Gene Ontology annotation, cellular component: nucleus.